Molecule: messenger RNA, 1742 nt
Organism: Ananas comosus (pineapple)
Lineage: Eukaryota; Viridiplantae; Streptophyta; Magnoliopsida; Poales; Bromeliaceae
Product: ribose-phosphate pyrophosphokinase 4
Exons: 7
Coding region: 300-1277 (325 amino acids)
Biological process (GO): 5-phosphoribose 1-diphosphate biosynthetic process; purine nucleotide biosynthetic process
Cellular component (GO): ribose phosphate diphosphokinase complex; cytoplasm
Molecular function (GO): ribose phosphate diphosphokinase activity; magnesium ion binding
Source: RefSeq, a predicted model, not a curated record
UAUUCUGCAGAGUGUUUAAGGCCCGGUUCCGGUUCUUUGCUUUCUCUGGCUUCGCCUUCCUCCUCAGAUUCCCACCGCUCACAACGAUACCUCGCCUCCCUCGUCCUCCCCUGCGAUCGCGAUCUAGGGUUUCUUCUCCGAUCGAUCUCCUGGAACUAGGGUUCUUACUCGAUCCCCUGUGCCUACUUUUCGUUGAUCGAUUCCGUCCCUUCCGCACAAAAAAGAGAAAGAGAGAGAGAGAGAGAGAGAGAGAGAGGGAGAGAUAAAGAGAGAUUUGAGAUUUGGUUUGGGGAGUGUCGAUGGAGGAGAAGAGGGAAUGUGGGAAGAAGAAGCAGAUACAGCUAUUUUACUGCGCCGAGUCGGAAGAGCUGGCGAAGAAGGUGGCCGAGCAAUCGCACCACUCCAUCCAGCUCCAGUCCAUCGCCUGGAGAAAAUUUGAAGAUGGAUUCCCUAAUCUCUUUAUCAACAAUGCGCAAGAUAUUCGAGGACAGCACGUUGCCUUUUUAGCCUCUUUCAGCUCGCCUGGAGUUAUUUUCGAGCAAAUAUCUGCAAUAUUUGCCUUGCCGAAGCUGUUUAUUGCAUCUUUCACUUUGGUGUUGCCUUUCUUUCCAACUGGUUCUUUUGAGCGCAUGGAAGAGGAAGGAGAUGUGGCUACUGCAUUUACUAUGGCAAGAAUAUUGUCAAUGAUUCCUAAAUCAAGGGGCGGCCCAACUAGUCUAGUCAUCUAUGAUAUACAUGCUUUGCAGGAAAGAUUCUACUUUGGGGAUGACAUUUUGCCUUGCUUUGAAACUGGGAUUCCAUUAUUGUUGCAGCGCCUUCGUCAACUUCCUGAUGCUGAUAAUAUAACUAUAGCAUUUCCAGAUGAUGGGGCAUGGAAGCGGUUUCACAAGCUACUGCUGCAUUUUCCAAUGGUUGUUUGUGCAAAGGUUCGUGAAGGCGAUAAGAGGAUAGUUCGGAUUAAGGAAGGGAACCCUGAAGGCCGACAUGUCGUCAUUGUGGAUGACUUGGUGCAAUCUGGAGGAACUCUCAUCGAGUGUCAGAAAGUCUUGGCUGCUUUUGGUGCGGCAAAAGUAAGCGCGUAUGUCACCCAUGCCGUGUUCCCUAAGCAGUCAUGGGAGCAAUUUCUACACAGUAAUAUUGCCGAUGGCUCGGGGAACCAGUUUGCUUAUUUCUGGAUCACGGACUCGUGCCCUCUCACAGUUAAGGCCAUCGCCAACAGGAUGCCAUUCGAGGUGCUGAGCCUCGCCGGCUCAAUCGCCGAUGCCCUCCAAAUCUAAAGAUGCGACCGCUGACUCGUCGUUUUGAAGAUCGUAUUUCGAUUCUACACCAAAUCAUGCUUACUUUGCUAUAAGAUCGAGGUUCCGCCCCUACUACCUACUGGUUCUUGGCUAUCUUGGUGCUUUCUCUGCGCGGAGAGAUAUUCUGCCGAAGAAACACCUUUCUACUUCUUUCUAUGUUUUCCUAAUGCCGUAAAUUCGCUGGAAGGAACUACACUGGCAUCUUCCGAUGGCGCAGUUCUUCGACAAAUUUUGUUUUGUGCUGAUGAGGGUUGGAAUGGAAUGGCUAUUCUCUUGACUAUGCUGAGUAGCUCAACCCUUUGAGAUGAUCAUACUUAUUGAAGUGGAGCUCAGUGUAAUUUGCUUGUGUGAGUCUUAUUGUAUUGCUUGUGUAAAAAUUAUGCUUGGAAUUUUUGCAGAGGGGGUCCCAAAUCAAAGCAUUAAACUAAAUUAAAUUAAAUUAAA